Anopheles marshallii is the source of this 1311-nucleotide messenger RNA. It is a transcript of the gene NPFR, whose product is annotated as neuropeptide F receptor. NCBI's taxonomy places the organism in Eukaryota, Metazoa, Arthropoda, Insecta, Diptera, Culicidae. The coding region runs from base 1 to 1311 and encodes 436 amino acids. Gene Ontology annotation, molecular function: neuropeptide Y receptor activity. The record is from RefSeq and is a predicted model, not a curated record. The transcript is spliced from 4 exons. Gene Ontology annotation, cellular component: membrane. Gene Ontology annotation, biological process: G protein-coupled receptor signaling pathway.
AUGGAAUCCGUGCUGACCCGCUUCAAUCUGACGCUCGACAAUAUGACAACGUUCAGCUCCAACAUACGGCAGGGGCUUAUCGAGCAGUACAGCAACAACCGGAAGGUGGCCGAUCCUUGGUAUCACAUCCUGAUCGUCAUGUACGGUACCUUGAUCGUGUUCGGUGCGACGGGUAACAGUCUGGUCGUGUUGGCCGUCGCCCGGAAACCGCAGAUGCGAACCGCUCGCAACAUGUUCAUCGUAAACUUGGCCGUUUCCGACCUACUGCUGUGCCUAGUGACAAUGCCAUUGACACUGGUGGAAAUCCUUACCAAGUACUGGCCGAUGGGUCGGUUACCAUUUUUGUGCAAAUCCAUCGGCACGCUACAGGCAACGAGUAUCUUCGUAUCGACCAUCUCCAUUACCGCCAUUGCAUUAGAUAGGUACCAAGUAAUUGUUUAUCCCACACGCGACAGCCUCCAGCUGAUGGGGGCCAUCGCCAUCCUGACCGGUAUCUGGAUCAUCUCGAUAGUGUUAGCCUCGCCGAUGUUCAUCACCCGACAGCUGAUCCACUACGACGUUAACCUGCCGAGCCUCGGCAUAGAGUACGUGUCGUACUGUAUCGAGGACUGGCCGAUCGCGUACGGCCGUGUGUACUAUUCGGCGUUCACACUCUGCGUGCAGUACGUGCUACCGAUUCUGAUAGUUUCGGUAGCAUAUCUGCGUAUCUAUCUAAAACUCAAGCACCGACUGGUGGUCGGCACGAGCGGGAAACCGGGCGAGGCGAAACCGGUCCGGGAGCGGGAACGCGGUCGAAGGAUGCAACGGACCAACUACCUGCUGAUCAGUAUUGCACUGAUCUUUGGCGUUUCCUGGCUGCCGCUGAACCUGUUCAACCUGUUCGCCGAUCUGUACGUGCAUGCGAUCACGCAAGACAUUAUGGUCGCGUACGCGAUCUGCCACAUGGCUGGCAUGAGCUCGGCCUGCUCGAACCCGCUGCUGUACGGUUGGUUGAAUGACAAUUUUCGGAAAGAGUUCAACGAACUGCUCUGCCGUACGUCGUCGGGCGGCCCGGUCGGAUCGGGCGGUCACUCGAACGGAAGCCGAGCGAACGGUGCAGCUGCCACCGUCGGCCGAGCGCGAGCUGAUCGAGCUGGGACCGACGGUGAACGUGAGGACCGAACACUGCCAGAACUAACGCAGCACCGUCCGACCCAUUGGAUCAAUCAAUCCGAAGUACUUACAGACAACGACGAAGAGCAACAGAAGCUGUGCGAAUCGAACGAAAACCAGGAGCAGCAGCAUCUCUGCUCCAGGGUUAAUGCAUGCUGA